Molecule: messenger RNA, 746 nt
Organism: Zea mays
Lineage: Eukaryota; Viridiplantae; Streptophyta; Magnoliopsida; Poales; Poaceae
Exons: 3
Coding region: 254-541 (95 amino acids)
Molecular function (GO): metal ion binding
Source: RefSeq, a predicted model, not a curated record
CCCAGAAUCUGAUUCCCAGAGAGCACAUCGAUGGAGCCCACACGGGAAUGAAUCACUCGAGUGAAGAAGUGGCCAUAAAAGAAUCGUGCUCUCAAGUAGUCUCAACUCUCAAGCCACAGCUCGCACGCUAAUCCCUUCCUUUUCACACUCUGCCGCCCAUUUCACACUCUGCACCUCGCUUGCCUGCCUCAGACCAGUGGAUACCGCUUUCGUCGUCGUCAUCUCGACGCACGACGCUCCUCGACCAGUCUCCAUGGACUACUACAGGCAGCAGCCCUACUGCAUCAUGACCCUGAGGAUGAGCAUCGACUGCAACGGGUGCUACCAGCGGAUCAGGAGGGCGCUCCUCCAGAUGGAAGGGCUGGAGAGCCACCUGAUCGACAAGAAGCACGGCCGGGUCGUCGUGUGCGGCGCCGCCUUCAGCCCGCAGGACGUGGCCAUCAAGAUCAGGAAGCGGACCAACCGCCGCGUCGAGAUCCUCGACGUCAGCGAGGCCUCGCCGGCAGCACCAGAAGGCGGCCCCGGCCACAUGCCCUCCUGAAGGAGUCACGCCGCCGACACGUGCUCUGUAGCGGCGGAAGAAGCCUGCUUGCUAUUCCCCUAAACGAAACGAAAGCAUGUGCCUGGCAUGUUUUGCCUGCUUGUAACUUUUGGAAUCCUUGCACCAUUUUGUUCUGUAACUGUAAAGGAUUGUUGAAGUAGCCAGAAAAUUCCAAGACCGUGUUCUAAAAGACCAUUUUGCUCUC